Molecule: messenger RNA, 4164 nt
Organism: Phytophthora infestans T30-4
Lineage: Eukaryota; Oomycota; Peronosporomycetes; Peronosporales; Peronosporaceae
Exons: 8
Coding region: 1-4164 (1387 amino acids)
Molecular function (GO): protein binding
Source: RefSeq, a predicted model, not a curated record
AUGUGUCAACUACCUCGCUUAAAUUUUCUAGAUACCGUGGAAUUAUCUGCACGGAACAAACAGAUCGCUGAGGCCACAAUGAUCAAGAAGAAAAUGUACUAUAACAUGCGGAUCAAGACUAUAAAACGCGACGUGCACAGUCGAAUCCGACACGCCGAGACUAUUCGUAACCACGCAGAAAAUCACAUGGAAACGAGCGUGUCGGCUUUAGUGCGACAGAAGAAGGAGAUCGAACGCUUCGUGAAGAAGCUGGAGUGUAUCAACUCUUGUCUACGGGAUCGGUACACUGCAGUGCAUCGUAUGGAUCAAGAUUUAGAUCGUCUUAGAAUCAGUCUAAGAUGCACGUCUGAAAUGAAUGUUGCGCGGUUGAUGCUGGAGUUGGAGACCGGUGGUAACAUUCGACUUGAGGACGGGAAACCUACAGACGCUUGGUUUGGAUCUUGCGUAGAAUUGGUUCGCUCUAGAUUCUGUCUUCCAGAUCUGCAGAAAUUUGGAAUCUGUGAUAUUCGAAUAAAUCGAGUGACGAGAAUUAACAACCGGUUUUUACGGAAUCGGUUCCAGACUCGCUUGGAAGAAGUGCUUGUAACUCCUGAUAAAAAAGUAAAGGAUAAUGUAUCCAAGAAGGGAGUGACAGUGCCCAAUAAUGACGUGGAAGGGGAACGAGAUAGUGACAAGACAAACGACCAAGAGCAGAUUAAUCUGCCUUCGAAUAUCUGUCCUGUAUCAACGCUAGAGACUGCUAUGGAGUACCUGUUUUACACUCAGUCAACGUCACUGGAAGACCAACUUCUACGCAGUCCUGCAGACUCCGAGCAGUUGUUUAUCGCUGAGAAUGGAUUUUGUGGAUAUUCCGGGCUUAGCACAACGGAUUUUGGUGCUGCGAUCAAGCUAACCAACUCGAUUGCUUUGCUUGAUACACCGCGAGUCACAGCGACGCUGAUUGCGAAGGGCCAACAAGUGCAAGGCAACGGAGAAACCCGACCGAGUCAGCUGAAUUUAACUCAAGAUAUGAAGAGAGCCAUGCAGCUGCUGGCAUCCGGUGACUGGGAGCUGCCCAGUGGACUUUUACUUGUGGCCAAAGUGUUUCCAGGAUACACGAAAUGUAUCAACAAUGUGGAUGUUACGCUCGCAAAAGCCUCAAGGUCGAAUAGCAUAAAAACUCAGGAUUAUACCGGUAUUCAGAGUCUUCAAGUGACGCAUGGAGGUGCGGCAACAAGCAAACAAAAAGUGUACUACGUGUUUGAUGGCGCGUUGGUUCUUCCCGAAUACUUUGUGGAAUAUCAUAAUGACGAAGAUACUGUCAAUCAUGGUAUGGCUUCCAGGCAAGUGGACAGUUUUGAACGAAAGUACCGUAUUCGACGCUCUAUAAGCCCACAACUACCUGGUAACAGCAUUACUGAUGACAGAAUAUUGCGUUUGCUUCAAAUGGAACCGCUGUUAUCUGGAAGUGAGACGAUGAUCGCUCCGUCAGCGCGACUACAAUUGGCUAUUACCAGUCGCAUUAAGUAUCUGAGUUUGGUUGGGUGCGAUUUAGAUGCGAUUCCAGACUUGUCUUAUCUGAAAGAUCACCUUGAAGUUUUGGUAUUAAGCUACAACAAGAUCCAAGCGACGAGUAAUCUUGAAGGUCUCUCAAAGUUGAUCACAUUGGAUUUAUCGUACAACUCUAUUCCGUAUCUAGAACAUCUCGAAAAUCUGCCAAAUUUAGAAACUCUAGAAGUAACCCACAACUUGAUCCGGUCAUUUGACGAUGUGAAGCGCAUUGGACAGGCACUAGGAAAGCUUUCUCUCAAGCACUUGGACCUUCGAAAGAACGGAAUUUGUGAAUCCAAACGCUACAGAUUCCACGUGCUUCAGAGCUUACCGAAACUUGCUCAACUGGAUCAGCAAUCGGUCUCUCAAGAAGAAAUACUCACGGCGCAGCGACUGGUAACUCAACUUUCACCAUCCAAAGUUUGGGCGCUUCAUUGUCAAAAAUCACGUUGUGCUGCUUCAACUUCUCAGUCAUCAAAUCAUCCUGAAUCCGACGAAGAGGGGGACACGAAAGGGGAAUGGAGUUCAGUGGAAGAUCUUGUUCUAAAUCACGAAUUACUGGGGUCAAUAGAGGGUCUGUCCAAGGCCGUAAACCUACGCGUGGCGUCUUUUUCUGACAACGCUAUCAAGCGUAUUGAUGGCCUACAAGUGUGCACUAAACUUGAAGAGCUCUAUUUGGACGACAACGAGAUCACCAAGAUGGAGAAUCUGGACCAGCUGUCUUUUUUAAAAAAACUUCAUCUUGGACGCAAUAAGCUAUCGGUUAUCCAGCAUCUGGACUCCCUCGAGAACCUGAUCCAGCUGUCACUGGAAGAGAACCAGAUAUCCAGUUUACGAGGUCUUGGAUCCGCUUCAAAGCUCAUGGAACUCUACUUAGCCAACAACCGAAUCGAAAACUUAAAGGAGAUCCAGCACCUCAAAUCGCUGCCCAAACUGACGAUUCUCGACGUGUCGGGCAACGAAAUAAUGCGCUUACCGGAUUAUCGUCUGUAUUCUGUCUUCUACCUCAGACGUGUCAAAGUGUUGGAUGGAUUAAGUGUAUCCACACAAGAUCAAAGCAACGCAAAGCAAAAAUACAGUGGCAAGCUAACUUUUGAACUCAUUCUGGAGAAGUGUGGAGGUGGUGGCUCUGUGACGCCCACGAGGUCCGGAGAAAGUCAACUCGGUCGCAUUCUUGACAUGGACGUGUCAUCGUGUCGACUUCGGGAGAUCGGGCGAAUUUCGGGAGAUAUUUUCUCAAAUUUACGCGAAAUUAACCUCGAGAACAACCAGAUUAGCGAUAUCUCGGGACUUGAGGCGCUGCCCAGACUGCGAAUUUUGAACCUGAACCGUAACAAGAUUGAGAAACUUACGCCAUCCAGCUCACCAUCGGAUUAUACUAUACCAGACACAUGCGAUGGUGGAGGAAAAGGAAUUUUAGCUUGUCUCCAUCUUGAAGAAUUGCAUCUUGCUUACAAUCUGAUCACGGAUAUGACGACGCUGGGGCUUCAGUUCUUAGACUCGUUAAAGGUGCUUCAUCUACAAGGCAACGCUAUCCUGUAUUUUGCAGGAUUAGAGUGUAACACGGAGUUGGUGGAUAUUCGUCUGGAUAAGAAUCGCAUCCGUCAGCUUGAUCCAGAGUCAACGCUCGCCUUGCGACGGGUGAAGUUUUUGAAUCUAGAAGACAAUGGACUCAAGUCGUUGUCGAACUUCAACAACAUGCUGAGUUUAGAGGCUAAGGAAGUGGAGAAACUCGCGUCGUUGCCUUCGAUGGUUAAUUUGAAACUGGUCAAUAACCCUUUGACCAAGAAACACCUUUAUCGACAACAUGUGCUGUAUAAACUCAAUCCACUUAAGACUUUAGACGGUAAAGACGUUUACAGCGAUGAGAAGGAACGGAUCGAGAUGCUGUUCGCUGCUGCCGCGACUGCAUCCGAUAGAGGAAUGGACAACCGUCCAGUGUAUCCAUCUCAACUUGUCUUGACGCCAUCGAGUAUACCGACAAAAGGCUCAACUUCCAUCGGUAUUCCUCAACCUAUAGGCAUCUACAACGAAGUGUUGACCGGUUCACAUCUUCGAAAGACCAACAGUCCACUUUUUUCACAUGGACAAAUGCCGACAUCUGCACCGAGUUUUCCACUGCCAGAACAUGAAGUAGAUCUUUCCAUCUCUGCCGGUUCAUCCAACGUAAAUUCCCGUUCAGUGCUGCCGACACACAAUUCCUAUCGCAACAACACUUUGGGAAGCCAAUCCAGCUGGCAACAAUUGUAUGCUGGCAGCGGCAUGCGAAGACGGAUAACAAGUGUUCACUAUGAUCAGCAAAGUGUUUCUCCUUCAUUGCAAGUAAGUGGCAAAUUCGGCGAAACGAAGCUCCCUGCUGGUAUUGUGUCGUCUCAAGCUGUCGGUCGGAGCCCAGCGGCGACGAUAAGAAGAGCAGGUUUCAACAUGCAACCUUCGUCAGUAGAAGCUCAAGAAAACUUGCUGCCAGUAAGCUCAAUCCCUUCCAGCAGCAACGACGCUAGCAACAGGAACUUUUCUGGGUAUGUGGUGACAUUCGGCAACCAGAAACGAUAUCCCAGCUACCCAGAAACAACGAUUCCCUACAUCUCGACUGAACUGCAGCAACAACCUAAACGCAACAGCGAGAGGAAAUGA